AUGGCCACAGAGGCAGACACCGCAGACACGGCCAACCACCGGGUGCAGGAGGCAGAGCGGCCGGGCAUGAGCGGGGUGGUCAACGACGAGCUGGAGGAGGUGAUGCCUGUCGCGGGCAUCGUGUACCAGCGACUGGACGUGAUGAUGGAGCAACUGUGUGCCCCGGCUAUCAUGCCGGUCAAGUCGGCCACGCUUGAGAAGCUCGAGGCGCUGACCAAGGAGGCAGAGCUCUCGCUCAACGCCAAGGCGGCCGAGCAGAGUGAGAGCUUUGCGUAG
Messenger RNA from Thecamonas trahens ATCC 50062, 276 nucleotides. RefSeq lists its product as uncharacterized. The transcript is spliced from 2 exons. The coding region runs from base 1 to 276 and encodes 91 amino acids. Gene Ontology annotation, biological process: cilium assembly. Gene Ontology annotation, cellular component: BBSome. The record is from RefSeq and is a predicted model, not a curated record. NCBI's taxonomy places the organism in Eukaryota, Apusomonadida, Apusomonadidae.